GUAUUAGUAUAUGAUUACAACAAAAACAAAGUUAACCAGUUCAGUAUUUAAUUUGGAUUUGAUUAUUAUUUGUAAAUUAUUUUUAAAUAAAUAUUUUCAUUUCUCAUUUUAAAAUGCUUUACUUAAUCAUUUGGCAUAAAUAUACUAAUAUUAAUGAUUAAACUAAUUUUGAUGUAUUAUUGUUUUCCUAUGAUGUUAUAUAAUUUUAUGUACUUAAGAUUUAACUAAUUAAAAUAAUAUUGUAAUUUAUAAAAUGUUUCUAAUAGCCAAAAAAGAAUCAAUUUGUAUAAUAUAGAAAUAAAAAUAUAUCCACAAUAUAUUGGAAAUAACUCUCCUCGACCUCCUAGAUAAAAUAAGCUUCUCUUGAAGCUCUGCUUUCACAUUUGGAGAUCGUUUCGUCAAAACAUGGCGUUCCAAUCUGGGUUUUAUCCUCUCUCGACGACUCCUUCUCCUACCAAUGUCGUCGAACGGAUGAAAGGCGCUUGUCAUCUCCUCGUCUCCGCUGUUCUUGGUACCAUUAUCUCCGCAAACUUGAUCUUCUUCUUCGCACUAGUGGGCACGUUGUUAGGGGCAUUUACGGGAGCUUUGAUAGGCCAAGAAACAGAGAGUGGGUUCAUCAGGGGAGCAGAGAUUGGAGCCUUUUAUGGAGCUGUUCUCUCCAUCGAGGUUUUUCAAUCAUCGAUCCAUCUUUGGAGAUCCGACGAGUCGUGCCUUGUCUACUUGCAUGAUGUCGUUGUUAGUCUUCUAAGCGGGAGACUCGUACGGGAGCGCAUAGGUCCUGCUAUACGGCAGCGUAUAAGUCUACUCGAGAUAGGAGGCUCAACGUUGACAAUCACUGGCAACAAUAACACCCAUGGUUCUGAGAACGGAGAAUCCUGUUCCAUUUGUCUUCAGGAUUACCAACUUGGUGAAAUAGUUAGAAUCUUGCCUAAUUGUCGUCACAUGUUUCAUUUACCUUGUAUUGACAGUUGGUUCCUUGAGCACCGUUCUUGUCCAUUAUGUAGACGUGACUUUUAACUCUCUCUCUCUCUCUUCGUAACUUUCUUGUAACUUGCAGUUUCUUUUUUUUUGUUGUUGCUUAUAACAGUUGCCUUUUACAUCCC
Molecule: messenger RNA, 1103 nt
Organism: Brassica napus (rape)
Lineage: Eukaryota; Viridiplantae; Streptophyta; Magnoliopsida; Brassicales; Brassicaceae
Product: NEP1-interacting protein 2
Exons: 4
Coding region: 406-1017 (203 amino acids)
Source: RefSeq, a predicted model, not a curated record